AUGGAUAGAGAAUCCAUAAAGAAAGAAUCCCAAAUAUAUAGUGCAAAUUCAGAUUCCGUCAAUCUUACCAAGUACCAAAAAAGUAUAAAUGAUGCUGCUUUCCAAUUGUGCCUUGAAAAUCCAAGUCUUGUGAAAACUAAAGGCAAGCUUCUUGAUCUCGCUAGAAAGAAGGUUGAUAGUGAUGGGUACACUUAUGUUAAGAAAAGAAGUCGUUCAACAAGAUUUGGUGCAGAAUCAGGUCGUAAAGAAAACAAGGGGGGAAAACGGCAAAAAUUAACAGAUGGAUUGAGACAGAAAAGAAUCGCGGAACUCUGUGAAGACAUUGAAACUGUUGACAAAGUCAUCAGUUGUUUAGAAAGUGAAAGAGCCAAGCUAGUUAACAUGCAGAAGUACCCACAAGCUGCACAGAUACUUCAACAAAUGGGCGAAAAACGUAAAGAAAAACGCCAAUUAUCCGACCAGCUUACUACUAUUCGAGCGAAGGAGGCAAAAUCUAAAAGCUAUCACAAGAACAAACAAUCGAGCUGCACAAAGAGUAAGUGUGUUAGUGAUGUCAAAAGUGAUAAUCAAAGAAGCGUCGAGGCUUUUUUUGCAAAAUCGCGUAAUAUUGAAAGUAGAAAUACCGAUGCUUGUGUAUUUGAGCUAGAUUUGGGUAGUCGUAUUGACCCGAAGGUGGUUGUUGCAGAAAACAAAGAAUGUCAUAAUUACUCUGGAAGUGAACCAACCUUCUCUACCAAGGAUAGUGAAGAUAUGGUUGAUGGCUCAGAAAAUUGUGUUCCAUCCACAGAUACAGAUCCAAAAGAUAGUGAAGUUUCAAAUGUUUCCCUGGUUGGCCUUGUAAGUUCAUAUCUUGAAGGCAAUGAAGAAAUGGCGCGGAAUCCAGGCAUAUCAGAUCAGAAUAAUGUUAAAUCCAGCACACCAUCACCAAAGUCAGCUAUAAUAACCUUCAACAAAAGUGAUGCCGAAGAGGACAGUGCAUUUGAAGAAAAUAUCUCUGACAACGAAACCUCUUCUAGAAAAGUUGUUUUUUUAUGCCAUUAG
Messenger RNA from Paramuricea clavata, 1041 nucleotides. The record is from the annotation of a GenBank genome assembly. Lineage: Eukaryota; Metazoa; Cnidaria; Anthozoa; Malacalcyonacea; Plexauridae.